AUGACAAGCACGAAGAAGAAGGGAGGCAGCAAGGCGGCGGGCAUGGAUGAGGUGACGGAUUGGGAGCGGCAGCUCGAGCGCUGCAAGGUCACAGCCGGCGCCAUGGGAGGUCGAAAGCAGGUGCACUACACGUUUCCAGAUGGCACAGAGAUGGUGGAAGAGUACGACCUGGCCAAGGACAACCUCCUCAUCCGACGAUGGAAGCGCAAGACUGCACUUGGAAAGGCGGGAGGCUGGGAGUUUGAGCUCGGCGAAGACUAUGCCCCUGCAAGCGCUUCAUCCUCUGGAUCAGCCAUGAUCCAAGCCUCAUCAUCCAACCCCGUCUGUGUGCGACAUGACACAGAAAAGGCGUUUUGCUGGCGUGUGCGCAACAUCCCAUACCCAGCAGACACCUACAAAUUGACAGUGGAGGACAACAAGAUUGUGCUUCGAACGACAAACAAAAAGUGA
This is a messenger RNA of Salpingoeca rosetta, 450 nucleotides long. RefSeq lists its product as uncharacterized. Bases 1 to 450 code for a protein of 149 amino acids. Lineage: Eukaryota; Choanoflagellata; Craspedida; Salpingoecidae. The transcript has 5 exons. The record is from RefSeq and is a predicted model, not a curated record.